Acanthosepion pharaonis is the source of this 504-nucleotide messenger RNA. The record is from the annotation of a GenBank genome assembly. Lineage: Eukaryota; Metazoa; Mollusca; Cephalopoda; Sepiida; Sepiidae.
AUGUUUGAAUGUUCCCUGUUUUUCUCUUUUUACUUCAUUAUUAUAACCUUUUCCAUCUUUCUUUACCAUGUUUAUCUUUUACUUUUUCCUCUUGGUCCUCUUCUUUUUCUAUUCUUUUUCAUCAUCAACAGUAGCAUUUUAUGCUUCAUUAUUAUCUUCGUUUCGAAGUUAAAUAGUUUUUCUUUUAAUACUUUUAUCUUCACCAUUUUCCUUUUGGUCUAUUAUCAGUCCAUUAUCGUUUUCUCCUUCUUCGUCGUCUGUUUUUUCUUCUUUUUUCUUUUUCAAUAUCAACAAUUUCUUCUUUUUCUUUCCUUUCUCCUUCGUUGUUUGAUUUUUCUUUUUCUUUUCCAUUAUGAUCAAUUUCUUCUUUGUCUUCGUUUGCUCCUUCUUCGUUUUCUCCUUCUUCGUUUUCUCCUUCUUCGUCUGAUUUUUCUUUUCUUUUUUUUCUUUUUCAUUAUCAAAAAUUUCUUUUUUAUCUUUCCUUUCUCCUUCUUCGUCGUCUGA